UGUGGGGCGAGGAGACGCGCGGUCGCUGUGCGCAGGCGCCGGCUGUGGAGACGCGCGCGGCGUAAUGGCCGUACCGCACGUCUCCAGGGUCCGAGCCCUGUACCGGCGCCUGUUGCAGUUGCACCGGGUUCUGCCCCCAGACCUCAAAGCCUUGGGCGACCAGUACGUGAAGGACGAAUUCAGGAGGCAUAAAGCCGUGGGUGCUGCCGAGGCCCAGCGUUUCCUGCAGGAAUGGGAGGCAUAUGCAGCAGUGUUAUGGCAACAAGCCAGUAACAACAGACAAAAUCCAACCGAGAAGGCAUGUUUUGGCACCUUUCUCCCAGAAGAAAAGCUGAACGACUUCCGUGAUGAACAAAUCGGACAGUUGCAAGAGCUGAUGCGAGAAGCCACGAAACCUAACAGGCAGUUCAGCAUUACUGACUCUGCAGACCCCAAAUUAUAGUCUACAUGGUAAAGCAUCUGGAAAAUUCUGUUUUCUUUUUGCACCUUUCAUAGAAAUAAAGCUAAACAUUUUAAACCUUAUUUCAGCUUUGAGAAUGCUCGGCACUUAAGCCAUUUUUUGAUGAUAUGAAUAUAGUAUUUAUAUGAGCAUCCCUAAUGAACAACUGUAAAGCCUUUUUUU
Messenger RNA from Ochotona princeps (American pika), 622 nucleotides. It is a transcript of the gene SDHAF3, whose product is annotated as succinate dehydrogenase complex assembly factor 3. Bases 65 to 442 code for a protein of 125 amino acids. Gene Ontology annotation, biological process: mitochondrial respiratory chain complex II assembly; succinate metabolic process. NCBI's taxonomy places the organism in Eukaryota, Metazoa, Chordata, Mammalia, Lagomorpha, Ochotonidae. Gene Ontology annotation, cellular component: mitochondrion; mitochondrial intermembrane space. The transcript is spliced from 2 exons. The record is from RefSeq and is a predicted model, not a curated record.